UCAUAACAGUCUCGAAUCAAAUGCAUUGCGCGCAGGACGUGUAUGUUUAUCUUAUAUAUAUAUAUAUAUAUAUAUCGUGAACGUAAAGAAUUCAAGGUUCUUUUUGCGUACAUAUAUUUUUGUCAAAAGUUGUGCAACAUAACGAUAUAGGAGUGAGAGGCUCAAUUUUUUUUUUGUCCCAUUAAUUCUUUUUUUUUUUUUUACUCAUUGCGAUCGAUCGUUCGACCUGUCAAAAGCCGUGUAUGUAUAUAUAUAUAUACAUGUAUGUGUGAGACGCGCGAUGCGUCAUAAAAACGUGGGGAACAGUGUAAACGAGACUUGACGUGAGAUAAGGAAUAAAAUUAAUUUUUUUUUUUGUCAUUAUACGGGAAAGUCGACGAUAAGGUGAUUCACAAUACGUAUAUAGUGUAUAUAUAUAUAUAUUAUAUUUUGCGGUUAGAAUUUUCUCUCGUGAGAAAUAAUAUGGAACGAGUGCGAUGAAUUCCGUUAUGUUAUGUUGCCAAUUGGCUCACUAAUGUCAUGAGUUCUUUGUGUUUUUUGAGAAUUUUAACAAUGCUCGAUCCUGGGGAGGAACUUUUCUGAGGACAUUAACGUCAUGAGCUUUGUGUAAUUUAAAAGUGGACCGGUGAAGAGUUCGAUUAAAAAAGCGUCCUCUCGCCGGCAAAAAAGGAAAUUUGAAAGAAAAUAUUUUUUUUUUUUUGACUUUUUCAUAUGAAGAAACAAUGUGUUUCUUCAUCAUCAACAUCGUUUAUCAUCGAUAAACGAAAUUUUUUUUUAUGACUUUUUAAAAAUUGGCACCCACGAAUGAUUCGAUGGGAUGCGAAAAAAAAAAUUUUUUUUUUUUUCAUAUCAAUAUCAAGAAUUGGAAUUUUUAAUGGGACUAUCAUGUGUGGGACACUUUAUGGGAUUUAAAAAAAUCCCAUUGAAAAAAAUAGGGGAGAAGUGAUUUUUAUUUUUAAAUUUUUUCAAGUGCAUCGAAAGAAAAAAAAAAAAAAACGUGUGUAACGUUUCAUGUGCUGAUGAGUAAAAUGUCGGCAAUGCUGGUUUCUGUGGCGGAAUUAUCCAACAUUUUCUCUGUUUUUGCUGUUCUUAUUUGCUUCUGUGGAAUUGUUCUCUUCAUUAUGAGGAACAUGAUGGUCCUUAGAGUACAUGGAGAUGAUUUAAUGUUCGGUGGAACAGGUGGAGUCAUUACACACGCACCACGUAUUCCUCAGAUGAAAAUGAUGAAGGUUCAUAUUCCCUUUACCUUCAAACUUCACGAGAGCUUCAAAAGCAGUUACACUGAAGUUGAAUGUGAGGUUUCGAGUCAAGUAGAAUACUCAAUGCAAGCGAUAUGGGGUGUAAGUAUAAGGGAACUACACCUCGCUCUUUGGAAACCUUGGAAUACCCUCAGGGACGCAUCCCUAAAUGGAACUCUUCUUCAGGGACACGCUCAACAUCUCACACCACCUAGAACUAGACAACCGCACGGAGAAGAAACUUUGAGAUUGUCACUUCCAGCUCCGGAAUUGGAACUGGGAACACCGCCGCGACUCUGUUAUCCUCUGGUGAUUUUUCUCACUCGCAAAGAUAACAGAGAUCCUCAUCCGGAUGAGACUGUCGCUCUAGUGAAUGUCGUUCAUAUAAAAGACAGUGUCUGCACAUUGCCGACCUCGAUCCUCGCUCAGUAUUUAAAACAGGCUAACGGGCAGUUGUCCUGUCUCAAGCAACUCUAUUUGGCGACUGGAAACUCGACCAAUUACGACGAAGUGGACGUAUCUUCCGGGCUUGGGCCAGCGCUUGCUUUAGCUGAGCCUUGCAAUAAUAAUGGCAAUAAUAGUAGAGGUGCUUUGGUCGCUUCCGGCGCUGGCGACACGGAAGGAUCCCUCUGGAAUUCAGCUGGCGAGCAACUUUGUGUCGUUUGCCAAUAUUUCCCACUUUCAAGGGCCCUUUUACCCUGCAGACACACCUGCAUUUGCGCCUCUUGUUUUGGAAAAUUGGACAGGUGUCCCAUGUGUCGUAGUCCAAUUAAAAGUUACUUUUGCAUAAGGGGCGAGGAAUAUAUGCCACCCGAGAAGGAAGUGAAUCCCUGUAAGCACCGAAGAACAGCUCAUGGACCCUCGCACUGGCUCCACGAUUGGAACGACAGGCUCACGGACUUUCUUGGCUUUGCCCGAUAAAAAAAAAUGCAAAAGCAAAAACAAAAAAAGCUUGGUUUUUUCGUCAAGCCUUUUAACCGUCCUUUUAAACUUAGUUUUCCCACAACCCCAUCCAAAAGAGACAAUGCCAGUGAUAAUAAUUGCAAUAAAAAAUUUAAAAAAAAUUUUUUAAUUUAACUGACUCGUUAAAUAAAGAGACGUCCUUCGUGGCAAAAAAAAGGGAUUCUAUUUUUCAUAAAAAAAAAAAUCGAUCCAGAAAAAAAUUAGAAAAGAAAAAUCAAAGAUUGAAUAAUUAUCAAUAAGGAAGUUAUUUUUUUUUCAUUCCGGAAAAUUUAACCCCUUUUUGGAGAAAUGAAAGAGAUUAUCGUUGCAUUUACAUUUCUUUGCAAAAAAAAUUUUUUUUUUUUUUUUGAAAAAAAUACGAAAGAGUAUUUUUUAAAGGAAAUAGAAAAAAAAAUGAAAAGCAAAGAAAAAGAAACUAAAAUUUAAGUUGUAAAUACACAGACUGUGAUAAUCCUCGAAUAAUGUCUUUAUAUAGUUGUGGAUUGCACUCUGCAAAAGGUGCUUUGGAUCAAAUAUAAUUAAAAAAAAUAUAUAUAUAUAAAAAUUGAUUUUAUUAGUUUUUUUUUUUUUAAGUAUAAUUAUCGACUUUCCCGAUACGAUUUUAAAAACUCUUUUUAAAUUAUGUAGAUUCUAAGAAAAAGAAGAGAGAGAAAAAAAAUUAAAUUUCUUUUUGUUUAAAUUUUUUGAGAGUUGAAUAAAGUUGAAAAAUAGAAAAAAAACGAAACCUCAAUUUGUAUAUAGAGUAGAAACUUAGGGCCUAUCAAGUCAAUGUAUUUUAGUAGAAAGACAUUUCACUGUAUUUAAUUUAUAAAACGUGCGAUAUUCCGAUGACGAACGGAAUUUAAAAAAAAAAAAAAAAGAAGACGCAUUGACUCGUCGCAAAAUACUUGUAAAUAAUUUAUUUAAUAAAGAAUGUCGUUCCUA
Molecule: messenger RNA, 3125 nt
Organism: Leptopilina boulardi
Lineage: Eukaryota; Metazoa; Arthropoda; Insecta; Hymenoptera; Figitidae
Product: cell growth regulator with RING finger domain protein 1-like
Exons: 8
Coding region: 1020-2159 (379 amino acids)
Biological process (GO): negative regulation of cell growth
Source: RefSeq, a predicted model, not a curated record